Molecule: messenger RNA, 1774 nt
Organism: Aspergillus alliaceus
Lineage: Eukaryota; Fungi; Ascomycota; Eurotiomycetes; Eurotiales; Aspergillaceae
Product: cytochrome P450
Exons: 1
Coding region: 175-1542 (455 amino acids)
Molecular function (GO): oxidoreductase activity, acting on paired donors, with incorporation or reduction of molecular oxygen; iron ion binding; heme binding
Source: RefSeq, a predicted model, not a curated record
AUUAUUGGCACCUUUAUUGCAUUGGUAAUUCUCCGCUUAAUUUAUGAAUAUCAUCGCGAUCGUGGCCUUCCACCUGGUCCGCGCCGUCUUCCCUUCAUCGGCAAUAUCCACCAAGUACCCCAGGUCCUGCCCUGGCGCACCUUCGACCAAUGGAGCAAAAUAUAUGGCCCAAUAAUGAGCGCCCAAUUCGGACGGCAGACCAUCAUAUUCAUUGCAAACUCCACCAUCGUCCGAGACCUACUCGACAAGCGAGGGAGCCAAUAUAGCGAUCGGCCCAAAAUGGUGAUGGCGGACGACAACCUCAUGAAAGGCAUGCACAUCCUGCUCCGACAAUACGAUGAUCGCCUACGACUACAUCAGCGAAUGGAAGCCCCCGUCCUCAGUCCGCGAGCGUCCGCAACCUAUUACCCAGUUCAGGACCUCGAGAGCAAGCAGCUUUUGUAUGAGCUCCUUUCAUCCAAUAACUUCAGCCUUCAUCUUGAGCGAUACAGCAUCAGUCUUCUCUAUUCGCUGGCGUACGGAUUCAGGGUAGCGACGGGAGAGGAGCAGGACGUGGAAGAUGCACGACGCAUCCUGCAUAAUUUCGGGUACGCUUCUCGUGUCGGAACUUGGAUUGUGGAUGCUAUCCCCAUCCUCAAUAUGCUUCCGGCAUGUCUGGCGCCGUGGAAGCGGACUGGGGAGGAAUUUUUCAGGAUCGAGUCGAGUCUUCAUAUGCGGAAUAUGAAGAAAGGUCUGGCGAGCUCGGCUUGGAACUGGAGCAAGGAAUUUUCUGUUUCGAAGCAAGCGCAGGCGAUGCCACCGUUAGAGCUCGCGUAUGAUAUUGGGGUCCUAGCCGAUGCAGGGCUGGAUACAACCUCGGCUGUUAUGAAGAUCUUCGUCCUCGGAACACUGGCAUAUCCGCGCUUUCUUGGUGUGGCUCAGCACGAAUUGGAUCGCGUAGUUGGUCCUGGGCGUCUACCCUCAUUAAGCGAUAAAGAUAACUUGCCGUAUAUUGUUGCCGUGGUGGAAGAAACGCUCCGUUGGCGAUCUAUGGUUCCCGGGGGAAUACCUCACGCGGCGAGAAAGGACGAUACGUAUAUGGGAUACCGUAUCCCUCAGGGUGCGACAAUGGUUCCUCUACAAUGGUCUAUGAGUCUGAACGAACACCAGUUUGAGAGCCCGCUUGAGUUCCGUCCGGAGCGAUGGCUCAAUAAGCCCGAUGAGGAACCAUUUCGCAAUUUCUUUGGGUAUGGGCGGCGAAUUUGUACUGGAAGACAUAUUGCACGAAACUCAUUGUUUACGCUCAUGGCACGCAUUCUUUGGGGAUUUAAUGUACGGUCGCCUCUGGGAGUAGAUGGCAAGCCAGUGGCUGUGGAUGAUAUGGACUUUGGCUCAGGAUUUGUGUCUUUGCCGGCACCAUUUGAAGCAGUUUUUGAGCCACGCAGUGAGCAGCAUCGUAGGGUUAUGGAACAGGAAUGGGAUUCUGCGGAGAGGGAUAUCAACAAGCUCAUGGAUUCAGUCAAGGAAAAGCAAAAGUCCAUCGGACUGGAUGUUCGGGCAUGAACACUGCACACUGUGUGGGUGCAUGCUAUACGCGAUAUCAAAUGGACCAAUCAGUUAUGAAUAUGUACAUUGAGUAACAAGUAUCCUAUGUACAUAAUUCAGUUUCGUCCAAGGAUACGUCCAGUGACUUCACUGAACCACCGGCAGAACGUCCCUUUUGUUAGUAUAUGCAUAUAUAGACAUGCUUGAAAGAGACGUGAAGGAUUGUGCCCUUAACAGACCUCACAUUCAC